AGACAUUGACCAAACUCUCAAUUUCUUUCUUUCUUUCUUAAUCGUCUCUGAUCUGUAUCUGAAACUCCAUUAAUUUGUGUCUGCAAGUCUGCAAUUCUUCCUCAAACCCACAACGAACAUUAAUUUCAGCAAACUGACGAAUGUGUGGAGGGGCCUGAGAGCGUUUUAUGGCAUAAAUGCGAGGGGGGUGGUCUCUUUAGGUUGAUGAGAGGUCCCCAUCAUUAGCCAUUAUCAAUACAAUACACCACACCACUCCUUUGAGAUCGUACCACUCUCUACCCUUUCUUCUCCAAUACUAAAAGUAGUCAUUUUAUCAAGUUCUUGUAUGUUUAAAGCCCUCCAAAAUCUCCUGAAUCCUUUGUAUCCUGCUUGUUCAUAGGUUUUUGCCGAGAGGAAUCUGCUUACUCAGCUUUACAAGCCAUAAGAUUCAAUGGUUUCAUUGACUAGGUUGAAGUCGAUUAUGGGUCUCUCAACUUAUCCUACUCCAACUGAUGCUGGUGUGCUAUGUGUGAUACUGGUGAACACCGCCAUAUCCAUCUCCAUCGUGAAGGAGAUAGUCCGGUCAAUCCUUCAUGUCAUUGGCAUCCGGAUAGCGUUCUGGGAGGAGUACAACGUUGAAGGGCCGUUGGACGCUUUUGAAUGUCGGGGAGCUCCCUCGGAGUCGUACAUGGAGGAGUUCCGCAGCAGAACUCCUGCAGUCCCGUAUGAUUCGGUCUGCUGCAUCUCGAAGCACCUGGAGCAAGAGUGCCCUGUCUGCCUCGCGGAGUUUGCGCCAGAUGCAAUGGUAAACCAGUUGUCUUGCGGGCAUGUUUUCCACGCAAUGUGUCUCGAGAAAUGGCUCAAGUAUUGGAAUGUUACCUGCCCCCUCUGCCGGAAUUACAUUAUGCCUCUGGACGACGAUGGUGACACUGCUCCGAUGUGAGUGAAUUUUUGUUUUGGUUGUGUACGAUGUUUUGUGGGAGUUUGUAUGUAUAGCACAGCGUGGUAGUGUACAGGCUGAGUGUUUUUAGUAGCUUGUGUACUUGUGUUUUCUGGCGAUGUUUGCGUCCUUUCACAGUGACGGGUCUCUUGUGACCAGAACUCUAUACAUUGCCGGAUAUGUACUAUGAUCGCUGUUUAAAGAUUUUCUUUUUUCCAUCC
This is a messenger RNA of Ipomoea triloba (trilobed morning glory), 1140 nucleotides long. Its product is annotated as probable E3 ubiquitin-protein ligase XERICO. The transcript is spliced from 3 exons. The record is from RefSeq and is a predicted model, not a curated record. NCBI's taxonomy places the organism in Eukaryota, Viridiplantae, Streptophyta, Magnoliopsida, Solanales, Convolvulaceae. The coding region runs from base 431 to 922 and encodes 163 amino acids.